Candidozyma haemuli is the source of this 1857-nucleotide messenger RNA. RefSeq lists its product as uncharacterized. NCBI's taxonomy places the organism in Eukaryota, Fungi, Ascomycota, Pichiomycetes, Serinales, Metschnikowiaceae. The record is from RefSeq and is a predicted model, not a curated record. The transcript has a single exon. The coding region runs from base 1 to 1857 and encodes 618 amino acids.
AUGUCUGAUGAUGCCGAGGAUUUUGAAUCCAUAAACCUUGCAUCUGUGGCAAUUGAUACUCGGCCAUUAUCCCUGUUAGGCACAGUUCCUGAAUCGUCGGAUGAUGGGCUCGAUCCACAUGACUUCCUUACGCUGAACCAGAACGAACUAGUGAGCGAGUCAGUGCUUCUGGAUAAGAACGCCACUGACACAACUGUUCCUGCUGAUGAAGCAAUUAGGUCAGGCUCAUUGCUGACUAGUCAUUUGUACGAGAGCACCUUGAAGGACUCCAUGUCGCCUUCGCUCUUGCAAGGGGACGAUCUUCUGCAUUACGACCCCGAGAAUGGCUGGCAAACACAGCAGGACAAUGACCAGCUUCUUCAGUUUUUGCUGAACCAACUGGAAGCAUUGAAGAAGGAGAUGAGGAGGGAUUUGAAGAUUCACAAGGACUUCAUUGCUGAAGGAAGCGACUGCAAGCAGAUACGAGAGAUGAUAGGCAACCGCUUUCUUCAAAUGUCAGAGAACUAUUUUUCUUUGAAUGAAAUAUAUAACAAAGAAAGCUCUCUGCUACGAGGCUUCUUGCAGCAUAUUGAAAAGUGGGACAUGAAGCGAUCAAAGAUUCUCAAUCGUGUCAGGUCGAUCAAGAGUGAUAAGCACAACUUUGGUGUCAAGCUAGCGGAUCUUUUGCAUAAGCGAAAUGACAUUGACGCAGAAAUUGAAGAGCUCGAAGACCGGUUGCGAGUCCUCCGAGGUAAUAAAGCUGCAGUUGAUACUGAAAUAGACGAGGCUAGUUCUGUCUUGGAGAGUAAGUCCGCAAAAUAUGUCAACCUUUUUCGUGAGCUAGAGAAACAAGGCGAGAGCGUUCUAUCGGGCUUUUUAUUCUCAAGUGGCCUUCCUCAAACUGACCUACAAGUUCUUCUAAAGAAGAAACCAGUUGAUGCAGCAUUCCGGUUCAAUGGACCUGACUUAGACAGUAAGCCACUGGUGGCAAAGAAGCAGUCUACUCAAGUCUCUGAGGGAAAGCAAGCUCCACCCUCUCAACCCCAGAAGUCCACGCAAAAGCCGCCGCCUCCUCCGCUGCAAGCCAUGGGAGCUCAAGCAUUCGAAGUUCCCGAGGAGGAAAUCCCUAAUUAUGAGGAAAAGACCCCAUACGAAAAAGGUUUUGAAAAGGGAAAUGAACAGCUUGCAAAAGUCCGAGAGACGAUGAGUGCUUUCAUGGAGUCAUGGUUUGCCCGUAAAAGUGAACAGAAACUACGUUAUAAAAGUGUGGAUGAUCAACUGAAUACCAUAACUGAUAAGAUCGACCUAGAUCCUAUAGUCGAACUUCUUUCACAUCGGAUCAAGGCUUUCGAAGAUCUUGCCGUUGUUUCAUCCAAGCUUUCAGCUGAGUUACACAAUGAUGGGGAAUCAUGGCGAAGCAUUUCGAGCACCUUAAGCAGUAAGGAAGAUAAGCUCCUAGACCUUCUAUCUCAUUCGAAGGCAAUGAAUAAAGAAGUCAAAAACGUUCUUCAUUCGUCGUUCACUGCCUUGAAACAUGAAUAUGACGACAGGAAAGGGGAUCAACUGACGGACCGCACGACAUACCUUCCAAUUUUACUCUACCGUGAACUCAAAGCAGUUGCUUCAGCUUUAGAUUCAAUUGGAGGUGAUCCCAGCUAUAGUAGCAGGAUUUCGAGCGUCGACAGUUCGGUUCAUGAGGAAUCUCUAGAAAUGAGCACAUCGGUGAAACCACUACUGAAGUUUACAAUGACUAAUUAUGGAUAUCGGCCAACGCCAACUACAGUUGUUGAUACAAUUACUGAAAACGCAGGCGGCAGGAACGCUGAAACGUCUAAAAGUCCUUAUGAGAGAUCAACCAAAGAUCUAAAAAAUGAGUAA